Molecule: messenger RNA, 1011 nt
Organism: Symbiodinium sp. CCMP2592
Lineage: Eukaryota; Dinophyceae; Suessiales; Symbiodiniaceae
Source: the annotation of a GenBank genome assembly
AUGAAGGAUGAUGAGCAGCAGCCCAAUACCAAGGCCCUGAAAAUAGAAGAAGAUGUGCCUGGAGCGCUCCGGGCCAAGAUGGGCGAGGGGCAAGACAAGAAGCCAGAAAGCGCAGCCUCAAUGGACCCGACUGGUGCACACGAGCUGGAUUUCGUCGCUGAGAAGGCGCAGGCAGCCAUCGAUCCGUUUCAUCCUUCCUUCGAGGCUUUGCCUGUUCUGCUGCAGCACCUCUCCGUCUCAGACCUGGUGGCCUGGCGCGUGACCUCUCGGCACACCCGGAGUCCGGAGGUGCUGACGCGGCACGUGGCCGAGCUCGGCAGGUUCGACACGUCCGCCUCGAUGGUGGCCUUUCGUGAUGCUGUGCACCGCCUGGAGAGCCCUCCGCACCUGUCCAAAUCCGAAGCCUUUGGCGACGAUGUCGGCUCCCUGAAGAUCUUUGAAUGCCAGGAAUGGUGUAUCGCGCUGGGGCAAGCCGACAGAACUCAUUUUGCCGAAAGUGUCGUCCGCGCAGUCGUGGUCAAAAACCUCGAUUUCGCAUUGGGAUACUGCCUUGACCAGGAUAUGUCUGUGCGUAAAGCAGCACACACCGUAGUCAGGAAUUAUAUCUGGGGCGGCCUUGACUUCGUGAAGGAGCCGGUCGCAGAAGCCAUGCUCAGUCAGAUGAGAGACAUGACGUCAGCGAGCCGGUCGCAGAUGCCUCCGACCUGGGCUUCUCUGAAGCUCUGCAUGCAACAUCUCGAAGAUCUCCUGAGAUCACUGACGAGGCCUCAACGUCAGGAGUGGGCGUCCUGCUUGGUCACAGCGCUACAGAGUUUUCAACCAACCUCAGUUCCAGAGGUAUCUCGGACCAAAUGCCAGACCUGGAUGCUUCAGCAGCUGAAGCUCCUUUGGCUUGCUGAUGACGAUCCCCUUCGAACCUAUGCAGACACAAAGCGGCAGCUGGAGGCCUUAAGGAAAUCUCCGAACUUCCAAGACGUGAGGCAGAACAUACACUGCCUCGUCGUGUGCUGA